ACAUGUAAACAUGUUUUUCCUUAUCUCGCUGUCCUAGAGCUCAGUGAAGAAACUAAAAAGUUCAACAAAAUUUGAAUUUUGAGCAUAAAGUUGCACAAAAUUCUGCGCUUCACAAUGUGAAUUCCGUUUCCAUCAUUCUAGUGCUGUUUUUAUACGUGACAAUCCACAAAAUGAACCAAUCCGCCGAACGUGCCAUCCUAAACGCCACCAGCUAUUCGCUGGGGGACUGGUCCCGCUCCAGCACUACUAACGCACUCGAUGAUAGCGAAAUAUGCGACGAAAGUGUACUGCAGCUGCUGGACAAACCCUUUUCGCAGCUGGUCGAUGGAAUGCAGCUCCGGAGGAAUGACCGCUACGCAGGCUUUGACAACAAUGCCGGCAACAGCUGGAUCUAUCCUACCAAUUAUCCCGUGCGGAAGUAUCAAUUUUCCAUCACCCAAGCGGCACUGUUCAAAAACACCCUGGUGGUUCUGCCGACUGGUCUGGGGAAAACAUUUAUCGCGGCCGUAGUGAUGUAUAAUAUCUAUCGGUGGUAUCCUACCGGGAAGGUGAUAUUUAUGGCACCUACUAGACCGCUGGUAAAUCAGCAGAUAGAAGCUUGCUACAAAAUAAUGGGCAUUCCGAAGGCAGAUACGGCGGAGAUGACAGGCCGGCAGCAGAAGAAGAAUCGUACUGGUUUGUGGCAGGAGAAGCGGGUUUUCUUCGUUACGCCGCAAGUUGUUCAAGCAGACAUCAACGCUCCGGAGCAAAAUUUUCCCACCGAAAGCGUCAAGCUGAUAGUGAUCGACGAGGCUCACAAAGCCAAAGGACGGUACGCUUACACCGAAGUCAUCAGAACCAUUUCGGCCACCAACCGAAACUUUCGUAUCCUAGCGCUUUCUGCGACCCCCGGCCGGACACUGGAAGACGUAGCAGAGGUAAUUAAAAACCUACUGAUCGCACACAUCGAGGUACGCUGGGAGAAUUCGAUUGACGUGUCACCGUACACGUUCAAAAAGAACAUUCGAACGAUCGUAAUCCCGUUGGGUCCGACGUUGACAAAGAUACGAGACGAUUACAUCCAGGUGGUGGAUCCGUACGUCCGUCGUCUGCUGGAUGCGAACGUAAUCUCCGGUCACAGUGGGUCACUUAGUCGGGGAUGGUUGAUAAUGGAGCAGAAACGGUUUCGGGAGGCGUCUCUCAUUAGCAGGCAUCCGAACCAUUCGAACAUUAGUUCGGAUUUUUGUGCCAGUAUCAGUUUGUACCAUGCGAUGGAACUGCUGCUUCGGCAUGGAACGCGGGCGUUUCUUAACUUUUUUGAAGAUGAAGGCAGCAAUGCUGAGAAGUAUUUGGUGAUGAAGGAUCCUCGGUUGAAGGCUUUUCUUGAGGAGCUAAGGGCGACUUACGGCAGGAAUCCGUUGGCAAUUUUCAAUAAUGCUGGGGUCAUGCCGAACGGGGCUGUUCCGAAGAUUGCAGCCGAUGAAAGCAUUGAUUUUGGACAUCCGAAGUUUGGUAUAUUGGAGAGGAACUUGAAGGAACAUUUUCAGAACAAUCCGGAUUCGAAAGUGAUAAUUUUCUGUGAAUUUCGGGAAUCAGUGGCGAUGAUUCACCGAUUGCUGUUGCAAAAUAGGCCGUUAAUCAAACCAAAAUGUAUCGUAGGUCAGGGCGGAACUGGCGGUGGCGGCGUUCUCCGAGCCGUUACCCAAAAAGAACAGAUCGCUGCCAUGAAGGACUUCCGGUCGGGCCAGUGUAACACUCUGAUCGCUACUUCCGUGGCCGAGGAAGGCAUUGAUGUAGGUGAGGUCGAUCUGAUCAUCUGUUUCGACAUCACGAAAAAUCCUACCCGUUUCGUACAACGAAUCGGUCGAACGGGAAGACAACGGGUAGGGCGCGUCCUGAUGCUGGUGACGGAAGGAAAGGAACACGACACACUGAAGGAGGUGCUGGCAUCGAAGGAUAAAACCAAUCAGAAGUUGUCCAGAAGUCGGGAGAUUCUGGGUGUGUUGUACCGGCAGUCACCUCGGUUGGUGCCGCCGGAGUUCGAUCCGAAGUGUGUCGAGACUUUCAUAAAGAUUCCUGAGGAAGCGGCUGAAGCAAAGGGUGAAAAAGAAACAAAAAGAGGGAAGAAGCGAAAGUCGAUUCUGGUAGAGGAGGACGGUGAACAUCAAGACAACGAAGCAACCCCGGCGACCACUAGAAAGAGAAGGAAAAAGCAAGACGAAGGGCUUCGAGGGACUCAAGAUGUGAGGAACUUUUUCCGUAAGGUUGACACGGAUUUGGACGUCAGCGAAAGAGAGAUCUUCUCGAGUCCUCCGACGAAAGAUAGUUCGACGGAUUCGACGGUUAAUGGUAACAGAAGUUUUGCGGUACCCGUGGACACUUCGAUUCGGUUAGGAAAAACAGAACAAGAGCAGCAGCUGGAGAAGUUAAUGAAACCGCUUCUCCGGCAUAAGGCACAGAUAGAACGUGGUAAAUUUAUCAAAGAAGGAAAAAUGAUUGCGCUGCGAGAGGAAAAGGUCUACAAUUCAGUAGUUUGCCCGAAUCCGCUGAAGAAAUAUUUUCUAGAAUCGAACGUGAAGCAGCUAAGAGACAUGAUGGAGAAGACUGACGCUUUACAGGUUGCCCUGGGGGAAAGUGACGAUGAUGAUCUGAUCAUUCUCGACGAUAACGGUGACUGUCUGAAGUCUGAGAUGCGAAUUGUUGAAAAUCUUUUCGAGGGAAGGACGGCUCUGAAAGAACGUGUUGAAGCUAUUGAGGAUCAUAAAGCUAUCAUCAGUCGUUUAAGCCGCAUCAAGCCGCUUAGAAAACCGUUUCAAGGUGAGAUCAGUAAUGAUCAAGUAUCGAAGUUCAACGAACUCUUCAAUCGAUUUUCUACCCAUUGCGUUAACAAGAACUAUGCAGAGGAGCAAUUCGAAAACAAACCACCCGAACCAUCACCUUCAGCCCAAUAUGCUGAUGAUCCAAGCACCUCCAAUUUGUUCGAUUCUCAGUUCUAUCUUCCCACACUGAUAGAACCGGACGAAUCUAGCUAUCAACCCGUAGUCCCAGAACUGCCCCCUGAACCACCUCCGAAACAGGACCACACACCAAUUAAUCGUAACAAGUCAAAAUUCCGCGUUUCUGAGCUCCCUAAAAACAUCAAACGAACACCACCGGACAUGGCGAACAGUCCCCUACUAAGAGCAUUCAAUCGUUCUGUUCAGAAAGCCAAAAAUUCGGAUGACAUUUCUCCCUUAUCCACUCGUUCAACAAAUCUAAACUUUCAAAUGGUGCUGGAAUUUUUCGGUUUGAAUGAUCUAGAUCAGAUGUUUGAGGAAACUGUUGGUCAGAGACAAGAUAGUAAAUUCCGUAACCGAUUGGAAGCCAUAGGAGUAAACGAGAAAUCACUGGAUUGCGAUAGCACUUUGACUCAACAAAUCGCCGAGCUGAGCAGGAAUUUAUUCGAUUGUAAAGAACUGAACCUAGAAGUACAGGAAGCUUCAUUCCUGGCGAAGAAAUACUCCAAUACUGAUCAGAAAGUUACAGAAGCGAAGGAACCUGAGGAGAUCAUUUCUCAAAGGGAAUUGGAUCUGUUGGAGGCAGACCUUCUGGAGGAUGAUUUCGCUGUUAUUGAAGCGAUACCGGAAGAAGCGUCAGUCCCAAGGCAACCUUCACGACAGGAGAUCCCGAUGGACGAAUUUCUCAAUGGCUUCUCGGAUGAUGAACCCCCAGUGAAACCAACUUCUUCUGCCAUAAGCAACUAUUCCGUUUCAAAUAGCAGUCAAGGACGUAGACGAGAAUUGAAUUUGGGCAUUCAAAGCUGCCUGGAAGAGCUGUUGGAAGACGAUUUUGAAAGACCAUCAAAAUCCGAUGUUGAAAGUGAUGAGAUUAUUCCAAAUUCGCAGGAAGUUCAAUCGAGCCUUCCUAAAACGUCUCAGAAAAAUUUGGAUAUUGGGAACUUGGAGGAUCUGCUCGCCGAUAGCGACGAUGAUUUGUUCGGUUGCAGUCAAGGUUCUAGUCAAGGUCGUGCUACUUCAGAACUGGGUAAUGUGUUCGACAAUGGCGAAAACAAUACGGACCAAUAUCUAGAAGUUAACAACCCGACCUCACAGAAGGAGAAUGAGCCAAUAGAAGUAAACCGAAUAGAACAACCGUGGAAGGAAAUGCUUCCGGUCACACCGACUUCCGCUAGAAAGCAAGCAUCAUCAAACCAUGAAGCGCCAAAGACAUGCGAGGAAAAAUCACCAUCGCUGCUGAGAAAGAAACUGAAUUUCUCCCGCCUACGACUUGGCAAAACUAGCGACGAUUCCGGUAAAUUGGAACUGAAUUCCGCUCCCGUAGAUAGAGCCUUAUCCAAUGGAGUUGUCAAGUCGGCUUUCUUUUCAUCCUGUCGGCCGGCAGAGAGGGACUCAUUACCUCAGGUCAGGCAAGCGCUAGAACGGAGACACAGCUUCAAUCGGAAGAAUGCGCCGUCUGAUGGCAUCACUCCAAUCGAUACGUCAGUGAUUGCGCCGCGGACUAAACGGAAAGCGAUCAUCAGUAGCGAUUCGGACGGUGCGAAAUCCAAUUCGAAAAGCGAAGAGGAAGGCGUCUUUCAAACGGCUAAAUCGAACCUAAAAUCAUCGACGGAAACAAGACCAUCGGCAUCGUGCCGUGGUCCAACUCAUCGGAAGAAGCGACGAAAACGAAGAAACGAUGCAUGUGCGUUUCUGCUUAGCCAGGCAGCUGUUUCCGACGAUGGCGAGGAGUACAGUGACGACGAGGAAGAUGUUCUAACGCAGUUGGUAGACGAUUCCAUCAUCCACCAUGGGCCAGAUGAGGAAGAUGCCGUUGAUAUGAGGGCAAAAUAUUUGCAAUCUGUGAGGAGCCCCGUCCGCCAAGGGGGAUUCAGAAUUCCAGCUGCUCCUACGCGAUUCAUGAACAUCUCGGAUAUCUACUCCCAGGUGCCGAACGGAGAACAGUCACGCUACGAGGAAUGUUCCUUCAUUGUGCAUGAAGAUGAAGUGGCUGACGAUGGUGAUCAUGAGGAGCAGACCGAGACCGAAUCAGAACUGGACGAACUGGAACGGGCGGAAGCUAUAUUGCAGGAGCGUCGUCGAGCGAAGCGGUUGGAGAAAGCAGUACCCAAGGCAAAGCGAAGGAGAAAAAUUGUUACGAUUGGAAGCGAUAGUGAGCAGAGCUCGAACGAGGGAGAUGAGCUGAAAGCGCUGCGGGAACAGAUGCGGUCGGGAUCGGAGGGGUCGCAGUAAGGUACGUUUUUUAAGUUGUUCUAUGUUUUUCUGUACAUAU
Molecule: messenger RNA, 5247 nt
Organism: Topomyia yanbarensis
Lineage: Eukaryota; Metazoa; Arthropoda; Insecta; Diptera; Culicidae
Gene: Fancm
Exons: 6
Coding region: 171-5207 (1678 amino acids)
Biological process (GO): replication fork reversal; double-strand break repair via synthesis-dependent strand annealing; interstrand cross-link repair
Molecular function (GO): four-way junction helicase activity; ATP binding; 3'-5' DNA helicase activity
Source: RefSeq, a predicted model, not a curated record